Molecule: messenger RNA, 4161 nt
Organism: Magallana angulata
Lineage: Eukaryota; Metazoa; Mollusca; Bivalvia; Ostreida; Ostreidae
Product: FK506-binding protein 15-like
Exons: 31
Coding region: 101-3850 (1249 amino acids)
Molecular function (GO): peptidyl-prolyl cis-trans isomerase activity
Source: RefSeq, a predicted model, not a curated record
UCUUGUGACUGUCAACUUCCGUCUUUUGUAGGCAGACGAAUGAUAUCAUGAUUUAAAAGACAUUUUCAAUAAAUGCACGCGGUCUGCAUCUUAGCCAAACAUGUUUUUUAGUGCUGACGAUGAAGAUCAAGACUUUCUCUCCCCAGGAGGAUCAAAAUUAGGUUCUUUAUUUGGAGGAGGAAGUAAAGGUGGAAAUGAAUCCUUAACGUACACUGCACCUAAGCAGCCAAAGAAAGCAGAACCAGCAUCAGCUGCUUCACAGUCCAGUUCAGCACCUCAACUAUUGUUUGCCACUGCAGUUCAAGCAUACAAAUAUGUUGAUGGAAAGUAUGCCAAUCAAGGUAAACUGGGUGCUGCAGUUCUAGGAUCCCAUGCUAACCAAUCUUACAGGGUCCUUCUCUAUGUAACAAAAAACCAGCAAGUAUCAAAUGCCACAAUUUCACCAGCAUUUGUAUACACAGUACAGGCAAAUAACUAUGGGAGUUUUUAUGACGACCAGAGGCAGACCUGGUCAGUAAUGUUUGACUCUGAGGCUAAUGCAGUGCAAUUUGCCAAGCAAGUUGCUUUGUCAAAAGCCAACAGUGCAGGAGGAGAGCUAUCUAGUCUGGUCUCCCAGGACCUGCAGUUGGGGGAUGGGGCGGCCGUGGAUACCGGUGACAUGGUGGAGGUCAAAUACACGGGGUGGCUCCUGACCAACAACACACAGGGACAGGAAUUUGACAGCAAUGUAAAAGCAGACAAACUCUUUAGAUUCAAAAUCGGAGGUGGUAAAGUAAUCAAGGCUUGGGACCAGGGUGUGAUUGGAAUGAAGAAAGGUUCUAAAAGACUUCUUGUGGUUCCACCUAGUCUCGGCUAUGGAAGUCAAGGAGCUGGCAGUAAAAUUCCACCCAAUUCUACUCUUAUAUUUGAAAUAGAGAUUGUACGGGUUAAAUUUGCCAAAACAGCUGAUCCCACGGGUCAAUCUCCUGCCCCUGCUGUGGACACCCCCCAGCCUUCUAGUACCCCAUCCCCUGCAGAGGAGAUGGAGGAUGAUCACACAAUCAAAGGGAGAACCAAGUCCCUAACAGAGCACAUGGUGCAGGGGGGAUCUUCAAACAAAGCCAAACUGAUCUCCAGAAUGGCCAAGAUGGGACAGCCGAUGUUACCCCUGGUGGGGGCGGUCCCAGCCCAGCAAGACAGUGAUGAGGAGCAGGUGAUGGAAUCACCGCAGCCUGUGAUGGAUGCCCCAUCUCAGCCUCAACAGUCAAACAUGAACCCCCCAGUAGCUAAACCUGUAGCACACCACCCUCAACAACCAGCAAUGCAGCCAACAGUUCAGCCCUCACAUCAGCCAGUACAAAUGAUUCCACAGCAGCCAGCUUUUCUACAAAAAAUUCCUGCUGCCCAGCAGUUGUCUGUUUAUCAGCCCCAAAUGGUACAGCCAGGGAUGAUGCCACAAGGACUCCAGAAUGGAUUCCAGCCAACAAGUACAUACCAAGCUCAGCCGCAACAGAUGGCCGGAGGAAUGCAGCAACCCAUGUACACAGGUGCUGGACAACCACAUGAACAAAGUAUGGGACUGGGUACGGGGAUGCCUAUGAUGAGCCAGGCGGGAGAACCAGGUCUACCGCUACUUCUCACAGAGACCAGGCAACAGAACACAGAACUACGACUGUCUGUCGGCAAAAUGCAAGACAAGAUAGAACAGCUCCUGGAGAAGGUUGAUGUACUCCAAAAGAAAGGUGCCAUGGCUCUGGAAUCCUCCUUACCAAGCAUGGAGUCCUCUGUUUUGAUGCACAACAUCGAAAGAAUUGUGCAGGAAAAUGAAAGGCUAAAGAAAGAGGGCUAUGAAAAAAGUGCUAGAAUAGAAAAACAGAAUGACAAGAUUUCAGAACUUUUGCAGAGUAAUCAAAUGUAUGUGGAGAAAAGCCAGAGUCUCCUGGAGCAGAGAAACGAGGGCUUCAUUACAACUGCCUCUCAGUCCCAGGCCAAAGUCCUGGCUCUGGAACAGGAAAAGGUCAAUCUUGCAACCAAGUUGAGUACAGUGACUGCCCAGCUAGGGGAGGCACAGCUACAGUUAACGGAGCUGAGAGAGAAAGAGUUGACAGCCCGACAAAAGGUGGAUAACUCCGACCAAGAGUCACGCAAAACGCAGCAAGAAAUUCAGGCCUUGAAAUCUCAACAUCAAGAGGAUGAAGAAAAAAUGGCAGAGUUGAGUAGAGAAUUAAAGCAGGAAAAACAAAAGAGAAAAGAACUUGAUAAUAAAUUUUCUCAAAUUCAGGAGGAAAUUGCAGAUAUGAAAUCAACAAAUGAGACCCUGCAAAAGAAUCUGAGUGACAGAAAAAGAAAGGCAGCAGAGGAAAAAAGGAGAAUAGAGGAUGAAUUUGAGGAAUCAAAACUGAGCCUUGAGCAAGAGAUUCAAUCACUACGUGAAAAAUUGAGAAAACAGAAAUCUUCUACAGGUGUGGUAGCUGCAGAGCAGAUAUCACAAGUAGAGGAAGAAUUAAACAGAGAAUGGAAGGAGAAAUGUGACCGUCUUCUCAAUGCUGCCAAUGAAAAGCACAAUAGAGCUCUGUUGGCGAUGAGAGAAGAGAAAGAGGAAUUCGAGGAAAAAUUAUCAGUAUUACAAAAUAAGAUUCAGACAAUGAAAAAUGAAAAUGUAAGUGGAGAUGAAAAACAGAAAGAACUAGAAGAGCAGUUAGAAGAAAUGUCUGUAUGGAAAGACAAGUAUGAGAAACUACGAUCACAAGCUGCUGGUAUGAAGGAGAAAUAUGAAGAGCGCAUUGGAGAGCUAGAGAAUGAGAAAGAGGAGUUGGAGUCGGAGAAAGAGGCUGUCCAGGAGAAGAUCCAAUCACUCCAGAAAGAGCUAGCCAACAAAGGGGUCUCCACCCAGGGCAGUGCUGCUCCUAGUACUGAUAUAGCAUUAGAGGUCAAGAAGAUCAUGAAUUCUGUGUACCAGCAGCUGCGUUCUAAUUUUGAGGCUGGCACUUCUUAUCAAGGAGCCGAUGUCCUAGCAGCUAUUUUAGGGGUUAUCAAGGAAACAACUCUUAAGUUGGUCCAGCAAAGUUCUUCACCAAAAGAAACUGGAGAUGAUGACGAGGAAGAUGAUGAAGAGGAAGAUGAAGAGGAGGAAGAUGAGGAAGAAGAAGGAGAUGAAGAGGAAGAUGAUGAAGAGGAGGAGGAGGAACAAGAGGAAAAAAGUGAUGCCAAGGAGCAAGUCAGUAAGGAAGAGCACCAAGAGAAAUUAGACACGCAAGAAGAGGUACCUAUAAAUGAAGAGGAAAAUGAAGUAAAUGAUUCCUCUUUAGAAAAUAACAUUGAUAAACCAGCUAAUGAAAAGGGGGAAAUUAAUUCUGAAAAGGAAUCUUCUGAAAACCAGGAGAGGCCACCUACUGUAGAUGACAUCCCCCCACAGGCCAGUCCUCCUCCCCAGGAAGAAUCAAGAGAGGAGGGACCCAAAGUUAUUGAGCUAGAUAAAGACAGGGGAGACGAAGUGGCCUCGGAUGGGGGGAAGGAAGAGGCCCCAGAUGGGGGGAAGAAAGAGACCCCCAAGGAGGAUGGAACGAAAAACAAGUUUGACGACUUUGAAGUUCCUGCAAUUGUUUCAAGAGAACCCCCACCAAUGACAGAUGAGGAGGAUUCUACAGAGAGUGAAAAGACAGAACAAAAUAAUGAUCCUUUGUUUGGGGAGGAUGACAAUGUAGCGGAUACGUUUGGUGAUACUUUCCAAACGACGCAGCCAAAAGACCAGAAGGAGGAUAAAAAGAAGAAACCAGAAGUCAAAGACUUAAUGGAGGAUGACACCAAGCAGGCCCCUCCCCCUCUGUUUCCAGAUGAUGAUGAUGAAGACGAUUUAGACUGGCUCAGCUAGCACAGCUGGGCUGUAGGAGGAUAAAGGACUCUGUGAUAUUUUCAUUUCAUCCCAUCUGUUGAUCAGAUACUCCAAGCAUAUUGUGGACCAUUCGAAUUCCCCACUUGCUUUAUGACUGUUGGUUGAAUCAAAAUAAUGGUGCAAUUCUUUAUGUAACUGUUGAUAUGUUUUAAUUUCAAUUACAAGCAUACAAAUCACAGUUAGACUUCAGAUUUAUAAACACACAGAUCUGUGUUUAUUUUUAAUAUGUAAGGUUGAACAAGAUUAAUUACAUUGAUGUAUGAUUCCAAUAAAAAUAUUCAGUAACCAAA